This is a messenger RNA of Nannizzia gypsea CBS 118893, 519 nucleotides long. RefSeq lists its product as hypothetical. The record is from RefSeq and is a predicted model, not a curated record. Bases 1 to 519 code for a protein of 172 amino acids. Lineage: Eukaryota; Fungi; Ascomycota; Eurotiomycetes; Onygenales; Arthrodermataceae. The transcript has a single exon.
AUGGCACUCCUUCAAGGGUGGCUCCAUUUACUUCUGCUUCAAGCAGGUCUCUCGGCAGCAUUCCCGUAUCCCAACACUACACUACCGCUGUCCGAUAGAGAUGUAUCCAUAGGUGGAAAUCGGUAUUAUUCGCAGACGCAAGCCCGGGAUCCAACAUGCAAUCAUUCGGAUUAUGACAAGAUAGAUUGCCCUGCUCCGUCCAUCUGCUACCAUCAAAGAGGAGGAGUGCCGGCCUGCUGCCCUCCAGAUACAAACUGCGAUCCGCCGUGGGUACGAGACCCUUCACCUCCCGCCCAGGCUCCCACGCCGUCCCAAUCAGAAUCAAACUCGGAGUCAAAUCAAGCCAACGGAAGCGGCAAUUCAGGUGUAGGUGUCAGUGGCAGCUCGCGGGCGGAAAACCACAAUUCAAACAACUUCAACGUGAGCGUAAGAAAUGCCGGGGCCACAAUUUCUAGAAGCAAACAUGCUGGGUUGCUAUCUAUUCCACUCCUGACAGUGGCGGUCUUGAUUAUGUUGUAA